Nothobranchius furzeri (turquoise killifish) is the source of this 4806-nucleotide messenger RNA. Its product is annotated as ATP synthase membrane subunit K, mitochondrial. Lineage: Eukaryota; Metazoa; Chordata; Actinopteri; Cyprinodontiformes; Nothobranchiidae. The record is from RefSeq and is a predicted model, not a curated record.
AACCUCCAGCCCUCAGUAGGUAUCGUCUCACUCUCAGCUAAUAUUUAUUAUUGAAUAAAGAGUCAGUCUGGGAGAAAAGCAGCUACGUUUAAAUUUAAACAGUCUGUAGAAAUGCCGACGUCUCCAGUCAAAGCGCGGAUUCCGCUCACCAGUUUCGGUCAUCUGAUAACAGAAGUGAAGAAGCAGCUGUUUGGGAUUAAGGCCCCGUCGUCGGUGCAGCUGACCGGUUGGAGGAAACACUUCAACAGCUACAGUCUGCAGGGUCGCAGAAAUUACGUCCUGGCUACCUAUGGUCUCCUGGUGGUAACGGCGGCCAUCUACGUGAUGCACAAGCGAAACAGCGAAGAAAGACAGACACCUGCUUCCUCAACCUGAUCCACAGAUGUUACUGUUAAUUUGUGAAGUGAAAGAAAGUUGUAGACCUAAAGCUGUAGCUUUUUAAUAAAGAAUUAGAUGAUAUUUGGUCACUAUUCAUUGCUGCUAGUCCUUAAGUCAAAGCUAUGGUCUUAGAAUGAAACUGCCAUUAAAGGCCUUCAAAGAAAACCAUAAAUAGAAGAAAGGUCGUAUCAACGGUGUGCACAGCGGAUGUGGUGAUUUCUUUUUAAUUCAUGGGAUUUGCAUCACUUGUGGUCAGGCAGAAACUGAGCUGGAGCCAGUUCUCCAGAAGAGGAUGAAGUGUUCGUCUGAAAAACUGCCAGAUGAAACCUGCAGCAGAGUAAAAAGGAACUCAAACAGAAAGCCCGAUGACCCACUUAGACUCCUGUGGUAAAGUUUCACUCGCACACCUCAGGGGACUAUUUGCACAUACUUCAUGAACUCAUUUUCUUGUUUUGUUCUGGCGUAAAGCAUAUUUCCUUACACAAAACCUUUUAAACAGUUACAUUUAAGGAAGUGUAAAACUUACUGAUUGCAGACGGUUUGUGUUUUAAUACAUCUAAUAGAUUAAAAUAAGUUCUUUUAAAUUCACCCAGACUGCUCCGUCAGUGAUAAAUCUUGACUAAUUAAAAAUAAUCUUUUUUUAUUAUAGAAACUUGCUUUCUGAUUAUCUUCCAUUUAUCUUGAAUCUGAAGCAGAAACACGAGUGGGACUAAACUAUUAUUUAAUCACAUUUAACGCUUAUUCAGUUAUUCCUGCACAUAAAAUCCCUUAAAUUUGCAUUUUGGGGGUUUAUUGUAAAAAUAAUCAUAACUGUAUUUAUGAGGAAGUCUCCACGCGCUUGCUGGGAGAUCACGUGAUUUAUGGGAAUCAGCUCGCGGAGAAAGAGAAAGUGAAAGCAUUUUGAACACCUGAUGCUCUCGGACCGACUCCGCCUUCUGAAGAGCUUCUAGACACUUCUGGUGGGGUUUGGACGCAAAGGAGCUGCAGAGGGAGGAGCUGCUGGAUCUACCUGCAGUAAGUAGGGUUCGGAUUAUUUACUACAUUUAUUUAUUCAUGCAGGAGCUUAACUCUGACGUGUUUUUAUGUGUUAUACUCACAUUUGGACUCAAACAUGAGACUAAAUUAAAUGUGAAGGAUCUGAAUGAAUUAGAAAAUGACUGAAUGAAUUAACUCACCUCUAUAGAAAUAAUCCUCACGUUGUCUGCACGAUCUGUGACGCCUUGUUAAUUUUGUUUGACAACAUUAAAGUAUGCCUCUCCCACCCGCAACAAAAAAAAUGUGAAGAAGAAAAGGGAACAGCUGCUUUGGUAACUCUACAACCCCCUUCAUCAGAGGAAAAAUGUCAGCACUUUAAAGUAUUUUUUAUUCAUAAUUCAAACUAAACCUCGUGAUCUUUGUUUUAUCCUGAAGUCUAGUUCAGAUGAAAUCAGAUGUGACCAACUAUGACAUCCAAGAAAAUUCACUAAUCUGCUUAGUUUAAAAGAUGCAACAAAAGUGAAACCAAAAUAAAAUUCAAUAUUAAAAAUAUUAUAAAUCUACCUGCACAUUAAUGCAUUAGUUUAAAUGCAUUGCAUUUGUUCAUAUUUUGCAUUCAUGUGUAAUUUGCAACUUUUUUGCACUCACCCAGUCUUUAUUGCUGACUCAGGAACAUGUUCCUUUACAUUUGAAUAAAACAUCUGACAAAGAACUAAACUGUUUACAUAUCUAUUGUUUAUUUGCAUGAAACAUGCAGUUUUUCUUUUCUUUUACUAAACUAGUACAUCUCAAAAUAUGAGAUAUUUUCAUUUGACUCCACAAAGGAAAACCACAGAUUUUCACAUUUUCUGCCUCCACCCCUUUUUUUCCAAGAAAGUGAAAGUGUUUAGAUGCAAUUAACGGUUAUGGCGCCCUUUGAUGACAAACAAAAGGAUCUGACACAAACUUGGGUUUUUCACAGGACCCGGACUGGUUUUAGCUGCAGAGUGGGACUUCUCAGAGCUAUUCAGUCUCUGAAAUGCUGAACACAUGAGAUGUUAUACCAUAGGGGAAAAUAUUUUUGCAAAAAGAACGUCACAAAAGUGUAGUUACAAGAUACAGAAUACAGCUAAAUGAAAUAAACAUAGCUUGUCUGAACUUAAAAAGUUUCAGAUGCGUUUUAAUUCAAAACAAUAAAUAGUUUAUAUAAAUUAAUACAUCAUAGAAGAACAUAUAAAACUUCAUGUUUGGAGCAAUUCAUUCAGUGUUUCGGGUCCAGAAGUGAUAUUAAUGUCUAGCUUUAUCUUUGUAUUUGUCUUGUCAUCCUAAUUUAAUUGUUUUUGGAUGUCGUUUAUGGCUUUAUCAGAUUACCUCUUUAUCGUGUUCAAAUUUAAAUCUGUUGUUUUGUUAAAAGUAAAAGUUAAGAUGAACCAGGUGAAACCAAAAGACGGGGAUCACGGCGUAAAAAGCUAAAUGUUUGAUGAUGUUUUAAAUGAUGUUGAGUGAUCGUGUUUCAUUCUUUUUGUGUUUCAGCUCCGAUGACGCCUCACUGAGUUCUGUGGUCGUCCCUGAUAAAAUAAACGCAGCAUGGAGUCUGAAAUACGGCCAGGGAGCCAGUGACCGAGCAGGAAAGAGUCAGCGAUGGAGAAUCUGCCUGUGAAGCCUGAACGAACUGGUGCCACGGGCGGCCACGAGGACGACUUUCCUUUCGAGGAUGGUCAGAGACAGCUUGGACAGAACAAUAGAGCAUAACCAAAAACAGGACCAAACAAUUGAGCCACACAGCUGGAGCCAGACCUCAGAGGAAGCAGUGGUUCCUGAACAAUCACAGAACUCACAGACCAUUAACGCAGAGAGCAAAGAGCCAUCAGAGAGGCAGCUGGACUUUCUGCUCUGGAGCAAACUGAGCAGUGAGGAGGAGUCCAAGUCCUGGAGCCCGCCUCUCACCGGAGCCGACGCCAACAGCUUGCCCACGCACCUCCGCACAUUUAGCAGUGCUGCAGAGUAUCAGCUGGUGAAACGCACCUACCAGCAGCUCCAACACAGCGGUUACUACUGGGGUCCGAUGACCAUGGAGGAGGCACAUGAAAUACUCACGCAGUUACCACAGGGGACGUUCCUCAUCAGGGACAGUGGCCAGUCAGAUGUUUUCUUCACUCUGAGCUACCAAAGCGAAGACAAACCAACUAGCGUUCGGAUCCAGCUGAACAACCUGCUCUUCAGUCUGUGUGGCAGCCACAGGACUUUUGCGUCACUCUUUGCCCUGCUUGCUUUUUACACCAGCUCAAUCUGUAAACUGACUGAGCCCUAUCGAAAGCAACGGCCCGAGCGCCUAAAGCAGAUGUGCCGGAGAGCUUUAGUUUGCACGCAUGGAGCUGAAAAUGCAACCUCCAUGCCUGGACUCAGCCCUCAACUUAAAGCGUACGUUUGUGCGUACCCUCACAGUCUAUAAAACAAACGAGUGGAUACCGUGUCUUUUUAUGUUUGUUUUAUAAAAUAUUCAUUUAUGCAGAAUUUACAUAUUUUUGUAUAACAUAUAUAAAAAACAGGCAGUUUUGACAUAUUUAAUUUACAGACUUUGUCAGUUUUUACUUGUUGUCAUUGAUUUUUAUUAAACAUCACCUUUGGUUCUGUUCAAAAAUGCACUAUUUGAAGACUGGUUACUAAGACAGAUGGAUAAACAUUUAGAAGUGUGUGUGUGUGUGUGUGUGUGUGUGUGUGUGUGUGUGUGUGUGUGUGUGUGUGUGCGUGUGCGUGUGCGUGUGCGUGUGUGUGUGUGUGUGUGUGUGUGUGUGUGUGUGUGUGUGAUGAAUGAAUGUGAAGUCUCUGAGGUUUCCCAACGAAAUCUUUUUACUCGCUAAAAAAGUCUCCAUGUCUGCAACUAUCUCCAUAUUUUCUGUUUGUAACUGAGUUUAUUUAUUUUGUGACAAAACAAUUUAUAUUUUAACAAAUCCUGUUUAUUUACAUGUUAGAGGAACAGGUAACAUCGCUUACAGGAACAGGUAACAUCGCUUACACUGUCUGACUUACUUCUUCCCGUCUCAUGUUUUAUUUAACACAGUGAAUUUAGCAAAGUCACUGUAGUACGAGUCAUUUAAACUUGAGAAUCCCUUAUUUGAAUAGAAUAUUAUGCAUUUUGUCUCCCUGUUUAAAUAUGUUUAGCACCCAUGAUGAAUUUGUUGAGUAAUGCUGUUAUUUGUGUGUUUGAACUAUGUGUAACUUGAACUGUGGCUGUGAAGUGAAUCAAGUCAUCAAUAAGACUAAAGGACUCCACAGAUGAGUUUUAGAUUAUCCGGAAGUUUUUGGCUUUGCUGUGAUUCAAGAACAUGAUUUGUGCAAUUUCAAAAAUCUGAUAUAGAACACAUCAACACUUGAAAUAGUAAUCUUACUUGUAUUUUCAUACUUAGGUACUAUAUGCCACUUUAAUUGUUUUAAAUCCUGUUAAUAUAAAUAAAUGGUUGUUUCAUUUGUGAA